Molecule: messenger RNA, 402 nt
Organism: Heterobilharzia americana
Lineage: Eukaryota; Metazoa; Platyhelminthes; Trematoda; Strigeidida; Schistosomatidae
Source: the annotation of a GenBank genome assembly
AUGAAAAUUAAUGGCAUGGAAUUUUGCAAUGAGACAUGUGUGGCUGUCAUAGAUACCGGAACAUCUUUGCUCCUGGGUUCUCAGAAAGUGGCUGACAGAAUCAAUUCCCUACUUGGCGCAACACUCAGUCAUGAUGGAGACUACCUGCUUAAUUGUGAUGCUCUGGAAAAGCUGCCUCCUAUCGAGUUUGUCCUCAGGAAGAGGAAAUAUGUGUUUGAGGCGAAGGACUAUGUAGUUAAGGACUCCGGAUGGUUGUUUUCAAAUUGCCUGUCACCCUUCAGUGGUGAUGACAAUUUACCAGAUGGUAAGUGGAUUCUUGGUGAUGUUUUCAUGGGGAGAUUCUAUACCGUCUUUGAUUUCGGUGAGAAAGAAAUAAGGAUAGCUGAUGCUGUUCAGGCUUGA